UUCCAAGCCCGUGCCUUCGGAGACUUUCAAACCCAACAAAUAGACACACUUCGCAUAUAUAUAUAUAAAAAUGAAACAAACCCCACGCAUCGACUCAAUAUAUUUCAAACGCGAUGCUUUAGAAUGCUACAAAAUUCAAAGAAAGUGAUCCUUUUCCAACUCUCUCUCCUUCUUCUCUCUUGCUUUCUCUCCAAGUUGCGCGUCUAGAUUGGGUUUGAAAGUCAAAACUUCUGCACAAACAGAGCCAAAAGUUCCUUCGUCCUUCUCACAAUCUCUAGCUGCUUUCCUGUGUUUGCAUAAUUCAAUCAUAUAAUUCACAACCCACUUGCUGGAUUGGGCUAAAUCUUUCAUUUUCUUUGUUUCUUUGAUUUUUGGUUUCAUUUGAGACAAUCCCAGUUUUGGGUUUAGCAGAGGAGAAGCUCUCUUUGAUUGGCUUGGAGUUUUGUUGGGUUUUAAAUUCCCCCAAAAGCAGAUUUGGAUGCCAGUUUUGGUUUAAAUGAAUUUUUGAGAUUUCAAACUACAUACUCAUAUUGAUAAAUUGUGAAAAAGAAAAUCCAGCUUUCAGAUUCUUUGGAGUUGAUGCUCUCAGGGUCUACUAGCUAUUAGUUGAUUGAGUUUGAGGUGAUUUCAUAACUUUGUCAAUCUUGGAUUGUAGAUACUGCCUUCCAAGGUUUUUGGGUUUUGAAAUUCAGGUUCAAAGAGGUCAGCUUUUCACUAACUUCAGCUAGAUUGAAGUUGAGGAUAUUUGAUCCAAUUGCCAAUCCAUAUUGAAUCUGUGGUUUAAAGUUUGUGGGACUUGUGAAUUAUGGAGGGCACUCAAGGUGGUUCUAAUGCACCAGCGCCUUUUCUUACAAAAACAUAUGACUUGGUGGAUGACCCCUCAUCCAACCACGUUGUGUCUUGGAGUGAAACUGGUUGUAGUUUCGUGGUUUGGGAUCCCACAGAGUUCGCCAAAGAAAUGCUUCCCAUGUAUUUCAAACACAACAACUUUUCAAGCUUCGUGAGGCAGCUGAAUACAUAUGGGUUUAGGAAGAUUGAUCCUGAACAGUGGGAGUUUGCAAAUGAGGAAUUCUUAAGAGGAGGAAGACAUCUGCUGAAGAAUAUUCACCGCCGCAAGCCAAUUCAUAGUCAUUCCACGCAGAAUCAUGAGUAUUCUUCAGUUCCUUUAAGCGAGACAGAAAGAGAAGAAUAUGAGAAGAAAAUCAAUAGACUGAAUCAUGAGAAAAGCUUGCUUGAGUUAGAGCUACAAAGGCAUCAAAGAGAGAAUCAAGAGUUUGACUAUCAAAUACAGAUAUUACAAGAACAACUGCAGAAAAUGGAACAUCAGCAGAAACAGUAUACCUCCUUCUUGGCUGAACUACUGCAGAAACCAGGAUUAGCUUCUAUACUUAUGCAAAAAUCAGAUAUCCAUAACAAAAAGAGAAGAUUGUUGAAAUCUAGCCAGUUUCCUGAUGACUUCAAGAUGGAAAUUUUGAAUUUGAAUACGCAGAACGAAAACCUGGGUACAAUUUCAACUCCCGUAAUUAAGUUGGACCAGCUUGAGAUGAUGGAGUCUUCCUUAAACUUUUGGGAAGAUUUUCUACAUGGGAUCGGGGAAGCAAUGCCUGAAGAAGUAAAUGAUAUUGGCUCGUUAUCUCAGGCCUCUCCCAUCAUUGUUACAGAAAUACAAGACCCUGGCAUGAAUAGCAGGCCUUGCUCGCCUAGAUCACAUUUAUCUUCGCCAAAUUCAAUGAAUGUUUCAUCCCCAGAGGUGAUUGGGUCUGCAAAUUUUCUUGACAUCCUUGCUAUAACAUCAACUUGCCACAAUGUUGAUUUCAGGCCAAAAUCUUCAGGGAUUGAUAUGAACUCUAAGCCUGAUAGUGCUCCUGCGACUGAGGCCUUGAAAGAAAGGGUACAGGAAAUGAAAAAUGCCAUGCCUGCUGCGGCGAAUGAUAUGUUUUGGGAACAGUGCCUUACAGAGACCCCUGGUUUAGAUGAUGCGCAGGAAGUACAGUCUGAAAGAGGGGAUAGUGAUGGCAGAGUGAGCGAUACCAAUCCAGCUAUUCAGAAAAAGCUUUGGUGGAACACAGAUGUAGAUAACUUCACAAACCAAAUAGGGCGCCUCACUCAUGCUAGUUGACCGGUGAACACUUGCGUUUCAAUGUUCAGAUUUAUACUAUAUAAACUUUAAGUUGGAAUUACUUAGUCCUGUAUUUUCUAGAUAUUCCAAUUUUUCUUUAGCUCAUUCUUGUGGUGCAUAUUUGAUUCUUUCUGAUAUAGCUUGGACUUAGAGAUACAAUAAGCUAGAGACACAAACUUCUUCACUAUUGUAUGUAAA
This is a messenger RNA of Prunus avium (sweet cherry), 2317 nucleotides long. RefSeq names its product heat stress transcription factor A-4c-like. Lineage: Eukaryota; Viridiplantae; Streptophyta; Magnoliopsida; Rosales; Rosaceae. The record is from RefSeq and is a predicted model, not a curated record. Gene Ontology annotation, molecular function: RNA polymerase II cis-regulatory region sequence-specific DNA binding; DNA-binding transcription factor activity. Gene Ontology annotation, cellular component: nucleus. Gene Ontology annotation, biological process: cellular response to heat; regulation of transcription by RNA polymerase II.